This is a messenger RNA of Tripterygium wilfordii, 5751 nucleotides long. RefSeq lists its product as uncharacterized. Lineage: Eukaryota; Viridiplantae; Streptophyta; Magnoliopsida; Celastrales; Celastraceae. Gene Ontology annotation, biological process: protein phosphorylation; recognition of pollen. Gene Ontology annotation, molecular function: ATP binding; protein serine/threonine kinase activity. The record is from RefSeq and is a predicted model, not a curated record. The transcript is spliced from 20 exons. Bases 115 to 5658 code for a protein of 1847 amino acids.
GUCAAAAAGAGCCGGCGAUUGUGUGCCUUGUCUACCUUAGCCAAAAAAGAAAGCAAGAAACGAUCACUAAAAUCAAGAGAGAACCCCAUUAGAGAAGUAAUGUGGAGAUAACCCAUGAAAGGGUUCACAAUACUCUGCUUUUGGUUCUCUCUGUUCUGUGUGUUUGAAGCUUCUGUGGCUGUUGAUGGUGAUUUAAUCCUUGCAAAUAGGACUCUUAAGGAUGGCGAAACAAUAAUUUCGUCUGAUGGGAAUUUCGGACUGGGUUUCUUCAGUAUUGGAGGUUCAAAGAACAGGUAUUUGGGGAUCUGGUACACGUUCUCCAAUGAAACAAUUGUGUGGAUGGCGAACAGAGAAGCUCCUCUCAACGAUUCGUCAGGGGUUUUGGAAUUCACACCAAAUGGAGUCCUUCAACUUCGCAAUAGCUCAAAUAUUGUUGUGUGGAAUUCAAGCCUAUUUCAAGCAGCUCGAGACCCAGUAGCGCAGCUAUUGGUGACUGGAAAUCUUGUUGUCAGAGAAUCAAGUGAUGACAAUGAAGACAACUAUCUGUGGCAGAGUUUUGAUCACUUGACUGAUACGUUUCUGCCUGCAGUGAAAUUUGGGGUAAACUUGGUUACUAAAUCUGAUUCAGUCUUGAGGUCAUGGAUUAGUUUGGACGAUCCUUCACCAGGCGAUUCGACAACCCAGAUGAAUACAAGUGGGUAUCCCCAAAUCUACAUAAGGAAAGGUAAAAAUAUUGUGUUUAGGUCUGGUCCAUGGAAUGGAAUUAGGUUUAGUGGAAUGCCUAAUUUGAAGCCAAACCCAAUUUACACUUAUAAGUUUGUGAUGAAUGAGAGGGAGAUUUAUUAUAGAUAUGAUCUCACAAAUAAUUCGGUUUUUACUCGAAUGGUGUUGAACAAUGAAGGUAUAUUGCAGCGUUUCACAUGGACUACUCGAACGCAAGGUUGGAAUUUAUACUUAACAGCACAAAUGGAUAACUGUGACAAUUAUGGGACUUGUGGUGAUUAUGGUACUUGCAACAUAAACAAUUCACCUGCCUGCGAGUGCUUGAAAGGGUUUGUGCCGAAAUUUCCGCAAGAUUGGGAGUCUGGGGAUUGGUCUAAUGGGUGUGUGAUGAAGAGUAACAUGACUUGUGGGGGUGGAGAGGGUUUUAGGAGGAUUUCAAGUGUGAAGUUGCCUGAUACAAGGGAGGCUCAGUUUAAUAGGACUAUGGACUUAAGAGAAUGUGAAUUGGUUUGUUUGAGUGACUGUUCUUGUAAAGCUUAUUCAACUUUGGAUAUCAGUAAUGGGACUGGAUGCUUGCGUUGGUAUGGAGACCUGAUUGAUAUCAGACAGUACACUGAAAAUGGGCAAGAUUUUUUUCUCAAAUUGCCUGCUUCAGAAUUAGACACAAGUAGUAGUUCCGACAGAAGGAGAGUGGCGUUGUUCAUAGUCAUCCCUGUAGUAGCUAUGGGAUUUAUUUUCAUGGGACUAUGCCUGCUUUUGCGCAUGAGGAAAAAGAAGCUCAGGAGAGAAGAAGGGAUGUCUAUGCGUCAAAUUGAAAGAGAUUUCAUUGAUCAAAGCAGAGAGAAAGAUUUAGAGCUGCCUCAGUUUGACUUUAUUACUAUAGCUACUGCAACUAAAAAUUUCUCUGAUUAUAAUAAGCUUGGAGAGGGUGGAUAUGGACCUGUUUACAUGGGCAUGUUGAAAGAUGGACAAGAAAUAGCAGUGAAGAGGCUUUCAAAGGAAUCCACACAAGGUCUUGAUGAAUUCAAGAAUGAAGUCCUAUGUAUUGCCAAACUUCAACACCGGAACCUUGUGAAACUCCUAGGAUGUUGCAUUCAAGACGAAGAAAAGAUGUUGAUCUAUGAAUACAUGCCAAAUAAAAGCUUGGACGCCUUCAUUUUCGAUAAGAAGCAAAGUGCAUUACUGGACUGGCCUACACGCUUCCAUAUAAUCAAUGGGAUUGCUCGGGGGCUUCUUUAUCUUCAUCAAGAUUCAAGGCUCAGAAUCAUUCAUCGAGAUCUAAAAGCGAGCAAUAUAUUACUGGACUAUGAUAUGAACCCGAAAAUUUCAGACUUUGGCUUGGCUAGAAGCUUUGGAGGAAAUGAAACUCAGGCCAACACAAAAAGAGUGGUUGGAACAUAUGGCUACAUGUCACCGGAAUAUGCAAUUGAUGGGCUAUUCUCUUUGAAAUCCGAUGUAUUUAGCUUCGGAGUAUUGGCACUAGAGAUAGUGAGUGGAAAGAGAAACCGGGGAUUCUUUCAUCCGGACCACAAGCACAACCUUCUCGGUCAUGCAUGGAGACUGUAUAAAGAAGAGAGGUCUUGGGAAUUGUUGGACGAGUCUUUGAAGGAAAGUUCUGAUUCCAUCAUGUUUGAAGUCUUAAGAUCAAUCCAUAUCGGUCUAUUAUGCGUUCAGCAAAACCCGGAAGACAGACCUAACAUAUCACAGGUGGUUCUGAUGUUGAGCAGCAACAUUGCACUGGCUCAGCCUAAAGAGCCUGGAUUUUUCACUGAGAGGAAUCCAUAUGAACAAGAGUCCUCUUCAAGCAAGCUUGAUUCUUGCUCGACCAACGAAAUCACCAUUACGAUGUUAGCAGCUCGAUAUAUUAAUUCUUACAUGUCCAAGAAGAUGGAAAAGUCCUCUAGCAAUCCUGUCGAUAAUGCUGCGACGGUUAUGCCAGUUGAAAAUGCCAAAUCUAAUUCAAUCCCUUCAUCAUCGCCUGUAAACCAAGGUGACACAGAGCUUUCAACAGGAGAAAUAACAGUGAAAAAUGUUGGAAGGAAACCAUUUGAUCUCCAUUGGCCUAAAGCACCUAAACAUAUAUGCAAUCUCAAGAACAAUGUCAACUCAUUAGACUCCUCAGUCCAGAUUUCUGUUGAAAGAUUCUUCUACCGCGGUUCUAAUGUAGAGAUGCUGCACUCAUUUUUGGACAUGAUCCAUAGGUGGCCGAAGAGGUCUCAGCUUCAGGACAUUGUUGCACGCAUAGAAGACCGACAUGAAUGCAUCGCAACACUUCAUAGCAAACGAAAGAGUCGCCUAAGGUCCCAUCAGCUAGUUCCUGUUGAACUGUGUGAGGUUUGCCCAGACUUGUGUUUAUCUGCAUGUGUUAGUAGUUCAUCUAUAGAGAAGUCCUCUGGCAAUCCCGUCGAUAAUGUGAAGCCGCUUACGCCAAUCAAAAAACAACUUCACACCUGUAAGACUGUUACUGCUACUGUUCUUAAUCCAAAUUGGUCUCUCCUCUUAAUGUCACAUAUAUUGUUCUUUGUUUGGGGAAAAAGAAUAGAAGCUUGGAGGUCAAGUAUGAGAGAACCAAACACUAAAAUGUUUCUCCUGUGCUUGUUUUUGCAAUUUCUGUUAAGAACAUCCACUUCCCUAGACACUUUGAGUCCAAGCCAAUCUUUGAGGGGGAACCAGACUCUACUUUCCUCUGAUGAAACAUUUGAGCUGGGAUUCUUCAGACAAGAUGGUUCAGUGAAUCAUUACUUAGGAAUCUGGUACAAGAAAUCUCUGGUGAAGACUAUUGUGUGGGUUGCUAACAGAGAAACUCCUCUGGUGGACUCUUUUGGGACUCUGAAUUUGACCCAUCAAGGAGUUCUUGUUCUCUUCAAUGGCAAGAACAGAGUUGUUUGGACAUCAAGCAAUACAACGAGUACUCAAAAUCCAGUACUACAGCUUCUGGACACUGGGAAUCUUGUCGUGAAAAGUGGACAGAAUUUCUUGUGGCAGAGUUUUGAUUUUCUUUCUAACACAUUGUUGCCCGAAAUGAAGAUUGGGAAGAAUUUGACUAGUGGUCAUGAAACAUUCUUGACAUCUUGGAACAGCAAUGAAGAUCCCGGUCGAGGCCAAUUCUCCUUACGAAUGGAUCUUCGAGGCUUUCCACAGAUGUUUCUAUGGAACGGAUCAGCAGCACAUUAUAGGUUGGGGUCAUGGAAUGGUUUACAUUUCACUGGAACACCUGAACUGCCAACAACCAAUCUUGCAGUAUGCAAUUAUCAAUUUGAAAUGAGUAGAAAUGAAGUUUACUACAAGUGUGUUCGUUCGGGCGUCUAUGUUUCAAGAUUGGUUAUCAACGAAUUGGGGUUUGUUGAGCGAUUCAUAAGGACACAAACUAAUGCUUGGGUACGAAUAUACGAAGCGCCACGAGAUGAUUGUGACUAUUACAAUGUUUGUGGUGCAGAUGGUAUCUGCAAUGUUGUCAACAACUCUUCUUCUUGUGAUUGCAUGGAAGGGUUUGUGCCCAAGAAUGUUCAAGAGUGGGGUAGGAAAAAUUGGUCCGGUGGGUGUGUGAGGGAGAGUCCUGUGGAUUGUCAAAGAAAAGAUGGGUUUCAGAGGCAGACAGGCUUGAAAUUGCCUGACACAUCUGGUUCUUGGUUUAAUACAAGCAUGAGUCUUGAGGAGUGCAAGGAAGCAUGUUUUAGAAAUUGUUCCUGUAUAGCGUAUGCAACUUCUGAUAUCAAAACGGGACUUGGGUGUUUGGUUUGGUCUAGUGAACUUCUUGAUAUGAGAAGAUUUGAUGGUGGACAGGAUAUCUACAUACGGAUGGGAACUUCAAAACCAGGUAUGAAUAAGAAGACGCUAGUGGGAAUCAUAGUCUGCUCUGUGGUAUUAGGAUUCCUAAUAGUGGGAUUGCUUGUCUGCAUUCGGCAAUAUAAACUCAGAAAGAAAGGUGAAAAGGAUGUGAUGGAUUUACCAAUAUUUGGUCUGGCAGCUAUAGCAAAAGCCACCGAUAACUUCUCUAUCGACAACAAGCUUGGACAAGGUGGUUUUGGACCUGUAUACAAGGGUACUUGGAUAGAUGGGCAAGAAAUAGCAGUUAAAAAGCUUUCAAAGAGUUCAGGGCAAGGACUGACAGAAUUCAAGAAUGAAGUCAUAUUGAUUGCAAAGCUUCAGCACAGAAACCUCGUAAGGCUUCUCGGGUGCUGCAUCGAAGGAGAGGAGAAACUGUUAGUCUAUGAAUACAUGCCCAACAAAAGCUUGGACUUCUUUAUUUUUGAUCAAAUAAAAGGGAACUUGCUCGAUUGGCAGAAGCGGCUUCACAUUAUCGAUGGGAUUGCUAGAGGACUUCUCUAUCUUCAUCAAGAUUCAAGACUGAGGAUCAUACACAGGGAUCUCAAAGCCAGUAAUGUAUUACUAGAUAAAGAUAUGAACCCGAAAAUUUCAGACUUUGGACUGGCAAGGAUGGUUGGGGUUGAUGAGACUGAAGCAAACACUAAUAGAGUGGUUGGAACUUUUGGCUAUAUGUCUCCGGAGUACGCGGUCGAUGGACUUUUCUCUGUCAAAUCCGAUGUCUUUAGCUUUGGUGUUCUUCUUUUGGAGAUAGUGAGUGGGAAGAAAAACAGAGGAUUUUCACAUCCUGAUCACAACCAUAAUCUUCUUGGACAUGCAUGGAGACUCUGGAUUGAGGAGAAGUCAUUGGAACUAACUGAUAGUACAUUAGGCGACUCUUUCGUUCACUCUGAAGUGCUGCGAUGCAUCCAUGUCGGUCUUCUUUGCGUGCAACAAAGACCUGAAGACAGACCGAACAUGUCAGCUGUGGUACUAAUGUUGAACAGUGAAACUUCAUUGCCUAAUCCAAAGCAGCCUGGUUUUUUCACAGAAAGGAAUAUGCCUGAAGCCGAGACUUCUUCAUCAUGUUCGAAAAAUGAGCUAAGCAUCACUGCAUUAGAACCGCGGUAGAAAGAUCUCUCAACAGAAAUCUGGACUGGGGAGUAUAAUAUGAGUAAUGACAAUGUGUAAUGUUAAACUCUUUCUCCACCUCCUGAACUUCCU